UCUCACAAGCACCCGACAUGUGGGCAGCCCUGGUCUUCCUGUUUCACGCGGCAUUCGUGAGUUCUCUUCCUCUGAAGGGAGCGGACGGCACGGUGACCGUGCGCACGGAGGACGGGCUACUGCGCGGGCAAGUGGCCACGUCCGCCUGUAACAGGACCUACCUCAGCUUCCAGGCCGUGCCGUUCGCGCAGCCGCCCGUGGGGGAACUGCGCUUCAAGUCGCCACGGCCGGCGAAGCGGUGGACCGGGGUGAGGGACGCCCUGGAAGAGGGCACGUACUGCUUCCAGGAAGACGUGAAGAGCUUCAUCACCAAGGCCAACAUGUCGGAGGACUGCCUGUACCUCAACGUCUACAUUCCUCAGACUGCAUCCAACAACUCGGCGUCCGGCGGGCUGCCGGUGUUGGUGUGGAUCUACGGAGGAGCGUUCGUCAUCGGAUCUGGAAUCAAGGACAAUUUCGGACCUGACAACCUGAUGAACCGCACUGCCAUCUUGGUGACCUUCAACUACAGGGUGGGCGCUCUCGGGUUCCUGAGCAUGGAGCACCCCGACGUGACCAGCAAUGCUGCCCUCAAGGACCAGGUGGCAGCACUGCGCUGGGUCAGGAGGAACAUCGCGCACUUCGGCGGCGACCCUGACGAGGUCACCAUCUUCGGGGAGAGUGCCGGCGGGAUCAGCGUCGACAUGCACCUGCUCUCGCCCAUGUCCGAAGGUCUGUUCAAGCGCGCCGUCUCGCAGAGCGGGUCCGCGCUGGCGGUCAACUUCAAGCCGGGCUACAACGCCACCGGCGAGGCGUUCCGCCUGGGCGCGGCGCUCGGGUACAACGGCACGGACGCAGACGAGCUGGUCAGGUUCCUGCGCUCCGUGCCCGCGCAAGACAUCCUCAAGGGGCAGAAGCUGGUCGGCGCUGAGGAGGGUGCCACUGCUACCACGCUGAUCGCCUUCCCGGUCGUCGACGCCAAGACACAGGAGGGCAGCGAGGUGUUCCUCCCAGACGUGCCCGAGAAGUUGUUCCGAGCCGGCAAGGUCCACCCCGUUCCCUACAUAACGGGAUUCAACUCGGAGGAAGCAAAGGGAAGCUUUACAGAUGUCACACAAGCGGACCUAGACAAAUACAACGAAGAGUUCGAACAGUUUAUUCCAAACCUUUUAAACAUUGAAAAGGGGACAGCAAAAUCCCUUGAGAUUGCAGCGAAAAUUAAGAGCUUCUAUUUUGGAAACAAAUCAAUUAGUUUUGACAUGCUGCCACAACUAGUAAAUCUUGCGUCUGACAAAUUCAUGAUCUACGCAGUCCACAGAAGUGCUAUGUUUCACUUGAAAUAUGGAUCAUCGCCUGUCUACAUGUACAUGUUCACUUAUGAUGGUACAUCGCUACUCCGUGCUGGAAACUACACUAUAAAAGGCCCGGCCCACGGCGCUGACGUAAGGUACUUGUUCUACCCGAGCUACGAGAACUACAGUCCGAAUGGAGACGACAUGAAGGUCAUCCAGCACUUCACUGGCAUGUGGACGGACUUCGCUCUGUCCGGGGACCCGAGCAGGCACGAGUCGGUGAAGUGGACACCAGCGACCAAGACAAGCCGCACCUACCUGCAGAUAGACGCAGACCUGAGUCUCCACCGGGACGCGUACAAGGAGCGCAUGGCAUUCUGGGACCAAGUGUUCGACACCUACAAGAAGUGAACCCUGUGUGUUCCUGUACAAAUACACAAGCAUGGGAAUCAUUAUUGGGAAUAAACUAAUUUUAUUAUA
This is a messenger RNA of Bacillus rossius redtenbacheri, 1751 nucleotides long. Its product is annotated as juvenile hormone esterase-like. The record is from RefSeq and is a predicted model, not a curated record. Bases 18 to 1682 code for a protein of 554 amino acids. Lineage: Eukaryota; Metazoa; Arthropoda; Insecta; Phasmatodea; Bacillidae. The transcript is spliced from 11 exons.